Molecule: messenger RNA, 1384 nt
Organism: Salvia splendens (bonfire salvia)
Lineage: Eukaryota; Viridiplantae; Streptophyta; Magnoliopsida; Lamiales; Lamiaceae
Product: ankyrin repeat-containing protein BDA1-like
Exons: 2
Coding region: 20-1327 (435 amino acids)
Cellular component (GO): plasma membrane
Molecular function (GO): protein binding
Source: RefSeq, a predicted model, not a curated record
GAGAAAAAAAAUAGUAGUAAUGGAGAGACUGCAAACUAAGCUCUUUGAAGCUGCAACACAAAAUUCCAUCACUUCACUUCAACAACUACUGAUUGAUGAUCCACUAAUCCUGGAGAGAGCUCUUGUUAACCGUUUCAACGAGACACCUUUGCACGUUGCAGCCAUGUUAGGUCACGUGGAUUUCGUCCGGGAAAUCAUAGGGUUGCAACCACAACUGGUAAACGAGUUGAAUUCUCAUCUAUCUUCUCCUCUGCAUCUCGCAGCGGCUAGAGGGCAUGUCGGGGUCGUGAAGGUCCUCCUAUCUGUCGAUAACCGUGCAUGUUUUGGACGCGAUAGGAAUGAGCGUUUGCCGUUGCAUUUGGCAGCGGUGAAAGGCCAUGUUGAGGCUAUGAAACUGCUGCUUGAAGCUCGACCGGAGGCGACUAUGGUUACGGCUUGCGGAGGAGAGAGUGUGUUGCAUUUGUGUGUCAAAAGUUACCAAUUGGAGGCUCUCAAGCUAAUAGUGAACAGUGUGACAAAUGUUGUUGACUUCAUCAAUUGUGGGGAUAAUGAUGGAAACACUGUCUUGCAUUUGGCUGUUGCAGAGAAGCAAGUUGAGGUGGUGAAAUAUUUGGUGAGUAUGAGUGAAGUAGAAGUUGAUAUGAAGAAUGAAGAAGGUUUAACUGCAAUGGAUGUUCUAAUUAGAAGCAGAAGAGAUUUGAGGGACUCUGAAAUUGAGCACUUGCUUAAACAUGGUGAUAAGCCAACAAAGAAGAAGGCCAAGAAAAACAGCUGGAACCAUUUCAUGAAACAACAUGAUGUUUGGCUUGAAAAAGAGAAACAUACAUUAAUGGUGGUGGCUUCACUUAUCGCGACCAUGGCCUUUCAAGCAGGAGUUGAUCCACCCGAAGGUUUAUGGAAAACCAAUCGUAUUCAAAUCAACGAUCAAAAUGCCCCCGCGCCAUCCACAGCAACACAUAACAACUCCAUUAAUUAUUAUACUGAUUUUUAUGUUUGCAACACGAUGGCGUUUAUAGCGUCUCUGAGCAUCAUAUUGCUUCUGGCGAGUGGAUUGCCGAUAAGGCGUAGGUUGUUUAUGUGGAUCCUUAAGGUGAUCACCUGGAUCGCUAUUACAUCCAUCGCGGCAAGUUAUAUAAUUGUCAUAGCGUAUUUGAGGGUGGUCGGGGGAGAUGAGUCGUUCACGCUACAAGAUCCGCAAUUAUACACGGUGCUUGUGUGGAUCGCUUUGAUGUUUCUUCUUAUCUUUUGCCAUACCAUCCGUAUUAUAGUGAAGCUCUUUAAAAAGUUUAGAAAUGGAUGGAUCAAAUGUACACGUUUUUUGAGUUAGUCGAUGCUAUCUAAACAAUCAAAAUUUCAAUAAUACUUCAUGUUGUUCAUCUCUUCA